CUCGACAACGGGCAGGAUGGCGUACUGUGGGUCUGUCGGCAGUGUCAAUGUGCUGGCAGUUAUGAGCACGGACCUGUUUGACGAGUCUCAAGAGAACCCGCUCCUCCUUCAACAGCGGUCGCCGUCGCCGUCCAAGCAAAAGAUGGAUAGUCCUCGCUCGUCACAACUGAUGUCCUUCAACGCUGAACUGCCACUGGGUGAUACAGCACAGGAGUACAAUUAUCAAGCAAAGGGCGCCACCUCUCCAUUCAAGUUUUCACCGCAAUCUCAACCAGCCUCACCUCAAUAUUCCCCCGGACGCACAGUCUCCUUCUCUUCUCCACGCAGUAUCCUCAAAAGACAAGCCAGCUACGACUCAGAUAUUUCUACCAUUUCAUCAACUCGUGAUCAACAGCAACCACAACAAACGAUUGAUCCUCAUGUGAUCGAUUCAGAACUGCACAAGCUGUUGUAUUCCUUGACCCGCUUCGGACUCGCGAACGGUGCGGCUGAACCAGCUCAGGACCAACCUCUUAGCUUCAACCCGUUGUGGUUUCGUGGAGGAGGCUCACAUGGUGAAUUAUUCGCUCCGUCAGAAGUCCACGACAGUAGAGACGAAGCUGAAGGUCGCAUCAGUAUGGCUACCAGUAAGCGGAGGCGUUCUAGCAAAAAGCAAUCCUGCGUGCGGCAUCAAGAUCCUAUGAGCGGAUCGCGUGGAUCCGUCACGUUUGCUACUGUGAAGAAUCUGCUGCGCGGUGGCGGAGUCGCUGGCCGCACAGCAUUUAAGAACACACCCGACGUCCAGCGUAAGAAGAGUAUGGGCACGAUAUCGUCACGCCUCAAGGUUAACCAGAAGUUCGUACGACCGACGAUCAACACCGACGCCUACCAUCGAGUGAGCAACAUGAAGCUAGGUACAAGUCCGUUGAAAUUAAAGACCAAGCACGUUGCAUUCCCCGAGCGGUGGGACAACGAUCUUUGCGAUCGCGAGGAGGCCGAUGCAGGCAUGCCUCCCCCGAAGGGCCAGCUCAAACGCGAUUCGUUUAUUUCGCUGGAAACUCUUGAUAAGAUCGGCACUCGUGCGGCGUGUCCUGUGCAUCUCAUCGAUGUGGAGAAGCCCGACUAUUCUAGUGUGAAUGCUCGCGUGGACAGCUAUAACCACGUGCGUAGUCCGAAGCGCGGCCUACGCCGUCCGUCUACUUGGCUCGCUGGUGCUGCCCUGGAUGCACGCGUGGCUUACUACGAGGAACACCCAGUCCAGCAGUAAACAAAACAAUACUGUAGUACAUGUAUAACCACAUUUAAUAAACGUCAACAAC
This is a messenger RNA of Phytophthora infestans T30-4, 1298 nucleotides long. RefSeq lists its product as uncharacterized. Bases 17 to 1246 code for a protein of 409 amino acids. The record is from RefSeq and is a predicted model, not a curated record. The transcript is spliced from 2 exons. Lineage: Eukaryota; Oomycota; Peronosporomycetes; Peronosporales; Peronosporaceae.